This is a messenger RNA of Lachancea thermotolerans CBS 6340, 2613 nucleotides long. RefSeq names its product M1 family metallopeptidase. The coding region runs from base 1 to 2613 and encodes 870 amino acids. Gene Ontology annotation, cellular component: cytoplasm. Gene Ontology annotation, biological process: peptide catabolic process; proteolysis. The transcript has a single exon. NCBI's taxonomy places the organism in Eukaryota, Fungi, Ascomycota, Saccharomycetes, Saccharomycetales, Saccharomycetaceae. The record is from RefSeq and is a predicted model, not a curated record. Gene Ontology annotation, molecular function: zinc ion binding; peptide binding; metalloaminopeptidase activity.
AUGACGGAAAAGCAGACACUACCCACACACUUCCAGCCUCUGCACUAUUCCAUUGAGCUCGACUGUCUUGAAGCAAACGCCAAGAAGUUUAAUGGCAGGGUCUCUAUCGAUUUCAAGGUGCGGCAAGCCUGCAAUAAGGUUUACCUUAACACUAGGGACCUCGAAAUAGACUCUGCGAGCAUCGUUAAGAGAACCCGUGAAUUCAUUGGCUUAAUGGCUCAGGAUUAUGACCCUGUCAAUGAGGUGACGGUUCUGACAUUUGCUAUGGAACUGCGCGAUGAUUUCACUUUGGUACUCAACUACCGUGGAUUAAUCCAGACCAACAUGACGGGCUUUUACCAAUCAGAAUACAGUGACGCUACUACUGGUGAGACCAAGACCAUGCUCUCUACGCAGUUUGAAGCCACUGAUGCCCGAAGAGCCUUUCCCUGUCUUGACGAGCCCUUACUCAAAGCUACUUUUGACGUAAGCAUAACCGCUAGCUCUGAGUUGGUUGUUCUCUCAAACAUGCCUUCGAGGCACACCGAGGUUUCCUCGGAUGGCAAGACCACGAAACAUAAUUUCCACAGGACCCCUAAAAUGUCUACAUACCUAGUAGCUUGGGCUCUGGGCGAAUUCGAAUACAUUGAAGGACAUACAGAGAACCGUAUUUACCCAGCUAACCCGGGAUGUGGAGCAGAGCGCCAAAAACUCCCGAUCAGAGUCUACACUUCUCAGGGUAAGUCACACCAGGGAGCGUUCGCUUUGGGAGUUGCUAGCAAAGUGAUAGAUUACUACUCGCGCUUAUUUGACAUUCCAUACCCAUUACCUAAGCUGGAUCUGCUUUGUGUUGAAGCUUAUUCUCACAAUGCGAUGGAGAACUUUUCUCUGAUUACGUUUAGACCAACUGCGUUACUUCUCGAGGGUGACGUUGCUUCCGCUGACCCACUCGCGCUACAAAAGAUUGCUUACGUGGUCUCGCAUGAAAUUGCCCAUCAAUGGUUUGGUAAUCUUGUAACUAUGAAAUGGUGGGAUGAACUUUGGCUCAAUGAAGGUUUCGCCACCUGGGUUGGCUACCAUGCCAUAUCCGAGUUUUUCCCCGAAUGGGACGUUCCUUCUCUCGUCAUGCUUGACUCGCAUGAAGUUGCUCUUCAGCUGGAUUCUUUGGCCGAAUCCCAUCCGGUUAAGGUGCAUGUCAAAAAUGCCAAAGACAUUGACCAAGUCUUUGAUGCCAUUUCCUACCUUAAGGGUUGCUCUAUCCUCGAGAUGAUAAGCGAGUAUGUCGGAGUUGAGAAGUUUGUGGGCGGCGUUUCGUUGUAUUUGAAGCGAAAUGUGUUUUCUAAUGCAACCAUGGAAGACCUUUUGGGAAGCAUUGGUGAAGUAUGUGGAUGUGACAUUCUGGCUCGGCUCCAAAAUUGGAUUUUAAACAUAGGAUUUCCGCUUCUCAAAGUUCAAACUGCAGAUGCUGGCGAAGUCGAAUUAUGUCAAGAAAGAUUCCUCUCUACUGCGGUGCAUAGUGAAGAUUCGACUGUAUGGUGGAUCCCAUUAAUGACACAAGGCAAUUUGCAAAACCGAAAGCUUGAACUUUGGGAGAAAAGCUCCUCAUUCAAGGUUCCCGAAGAAGGUCUCUUGCAUUUCAACGCCGCUGGCUUCGGAUUUUAUCGAGUUAGUUAUGAAGAUAAAAGACACCUUUACAGAAUAUGCGACAACCUCGAAUUUAUACCAUCUCGUGGAAAAAUCGGGCUAUUGUCUGACGUCCAGACAACCGAGUCUGCUAGCGUGCUACUUGAAGUGCUAUCCUAUUUUUCGCGUGCUUUAAAGCGCGAAGAUGGCUACGUUUGGGUAAUGGUUUACAACGUUUGUGCAAGCCUUUUGUUACUUUCCUACAAAUCCAGUUCACUUGAAGCAUUUAACAAAAUUAAGACCUUUGUCUUGUCAUUAUUGGAGCCACUGAUAGAUGAUGCUCUGGCAUACUUGUGCGAUCCCUCUUCUGUUUCUUCUAACCAGUCGGAUGCCCAUCGCUCUUCGAGGACAAGAUUCUACGAUCAAGCCUUACUUGUUGCGGGCGCUUUAUCGCAUGAGAAAGUGGUACAGAACUGUCAGGAAAUCUUCAGAAGAAACUUGGUUACACCAGCCACGAGGAAAGUUGUCCUAUCGACGAUACUGUCUCAGCCAAAAGCGCCAGAGUGCUUAUUCGAUGAGGUUGCGGCUGAACUGGAUACUGCGACUUUGGCUCAUAAAGAGACUGUUAUUGCUGCACUCGGAAAAGUUCAAAAUCCGGCCUUAUUUCAAAAAUCUCUUCAGCUGAUAUUUAGGCUGCAAAGCAUGGACGUGCAGUUCUUGACCGCGGCAUGGGCCACGAAUCCUUUCAUCUGGGAGUAUGUCUGGCCAUUUGUGAGAAACAACUACGAUUCGAUCCACAAACACAUAAGCGCUAAUCCCACUGUCAUUGAAAGGUUCGUCAGGAAUGUGCUCAACUGCUUAGUGGGGCCUUCGCUGAAGAAAGAUGUUGAACGUUUCUUUGAAGGGAAAGAUGUGGCCGCUUUUGACAGAGCUUUGCAUCAGGGGCUAGAGAUCAUCGAAAAGAAUACGCUUUACGUCAAGAAAAACUUUGAGAGCUCUGCAUCUGCAUAA